AUGAUUGAUCAUCUUCAAUACAACAUCGGCGUCCUCGCAGAAGAAUUGGCCAAGUAUUGCCAUGGAGGCUACCAUCCGGUGCAUCUCAAUGACCUACUAUGUGACGGGCGAUACCGAAUACUUGAUAAGCUUGGCUUCGGGUCAUUUUCUACUGUCUGGCUUGCUCAAGACGAGGUGAAGGAUAUAUAUGUUUCUAUAAAAAUUGCAGUCGCAGAACAGUCUCAUAAUCCAAUGGCGAGUUGCAAAUCCUGCAAGCUAUUACACAAACCGAUUAUAUUCAUUCAUGUGGCGUGGCACAUGGAGAUAUACACUUGGGCAACGUACUGUUUCGAGUCUCUGGUCUCAGUAGGAUACCACUUUGUGAUGACUCGCAUAGGAAAGGUGUCAAAGAAGGAUGGCUCACCGAGUGAAACGGGUGUUCCGGAAUACCUUGUAGAGCCUGUGGAGUAUAAGUUCGACAGAAGCGAGAUUCUCGAUGAAAUCCAGCUUGUUGACUUUGGCGAGUCGUUCUUCAUUGGCCAUCCACCCAACUCAAUACAUACGCCCAUGUCCCUCCACCCACCUGAACUGGUGUUCAGGCACCCUUUGACAGAAGCAGUUGACAUCUGGAACCUUGGAUGCACGACAUAUGAGCUUGUCACUGGGCGCACGCCAUUCGAAGCAUGGAUGGAUGAUCGCGAGCUGGCACCGCAGUUUCAGAAGGUGCUUGGUGGUGUCCCUGAUCAAUGGAUCCAAGAUGCUCUAAAAGCCGGAGUCUUUACAGAGGAACCAGACAUCUCGGCUGCGAACGGCUUUUUAUCCCUCGAGGAGGAUAUACAAGCGUCAUACGCUAAUGGCUAUGACAAAGAGACACUCGAUCUUGAUGAAGAGGAUCUCACGACAUUAAGAAGUUAUCUUCGCAGGAUGUGCAUAAUCAAGCCAACCCGACGAGCGAAUUUGCCAGAAUUAAUGUUGCAUCCAUGGGUUCAAGCGGGCAACGGGGUUCGAAAGGAAGAACAAUGGGGGGAAGCCUAG
Messenger RNA from Trichoderma breve, 1014 nucleotides. RefSeq names its product protein kinase domain-containing protein. The transcript has 7 exons. Gene Ontology annotation, molecular function: protein kinase activity; ATP binding. Bases 1 to 1014 code for a protein of 337 amino acids. The record is from RefSeq and is a predicted model, not a curated record. Gene Ontology annotation, biological process: protein phosphorylation; spliceosomal complex assembly; regulation of mRNA processing. NCBI's taxonomy places the organism in Eukaryota, Fungi, Ascomycota, Sordariomycetes, Hypocreales, Hypocreaceae.